GCUGGUAUCAUGUGACCUUAUCUGCUAUCAGCAACAAGGCUUCAAUUGAGCUGUAUCCGAAAAUUUCCCUCGAAUUCAACGACGACGUCAACAACCUCACUCGAACCGCGCGCACGCUUCUACUCGACUCACUAGACUUCUCCCAUUUCUCACGCGAACCCGAUACCGAAUUCUUCACAAUGGCCCCCAAGCGCAUUGCCGUCGAGCCUCGAUCUCGCCGUGCUCCCAAGGGUAUUAUCGGCUCCACCUAUGACGCUCUUACCUCUUCUGAGAACGCCGCUGUCGUCCGCAGCAUCGCUAUCUUUGGUUUUGCAGUGACAUUCCUGUCCAGCUCUUGGGGCGAGAUCCUUCUGCCUCCGAAACUGCGUGGGAAUGGAAGAAAAUCAGUUCAGGGGUUAGGAAUGCGCCAAUAUCCGCCUCCCCUCUGUGCAUUAUUUAAUCGAAUCACUUGUACAUUAGUUGGAGUCAGUGUACGUUUUAGACAGGAAGGGAUUUCAAAGCUAGCCUGUGCCUGUCCAAGGGCAUUAUGA
This is a messenger RNA of Fusarium venenatum, 530 nucleotides long. RefSeq lists its product as uncharacterized. Lineage: Eukaryota; Fungi; Ascomycota; Sordariomycetes; Hypocreales; Nectriaceae. The record is from RefSeq and is a predicted model, not a curated record.